UGGCUAGCUAGGUGGGGUAACAUCGCUUCAAAAUUAGCCUUUUCCUCUGUGGACAAGAAAGAAGUGUGAGAGCACAGUGUGAGAGGUGAUCUUCCCAAAGUUGUCUUUUGGCUUGGACACACUUGAGUGCGUGUGUGUAUACGUGUAUGUGUAAGGGUGGAUGUUUGUAUGGAUGCACUUGACUGCAUGCAGAUUUAGGAUCCUGGCCUGAUGGAAAAGAGAGACAGGAAGCCGGGAUAUUUUGCCAGGCUGAAGAGGCGGAGACAGCUGAAGCAGAGCCAAUCGGAUAAGAAUGUGAAUGAGCAGAACCCGACAAUCAUCUCCUGUCCAGACAUCCCAACUGACAGCAACCCCAACAAGAAGACAGAUCUGCAGAGAAUAACAGCGAAAGCGCCUGCAGCCUCAGAUGAUGGCUGAAAAAGUAACAAUCAGGCAAAGAAGGAGAAGAGGAGGCCACCGGGGACAGUGGAGUUCAUUGUGGGACCUAACGAUUCCCUCAACAGCAUCGCUCUCAAGUUCAACAUCACCCCAAACAAACUGGUCCAGCUGAACAAGCUCUUUGCUCGCAGCGUCUACCCCGGUCAGAAGCUGUUUGUCCCUGAUGUGAGCCAGCCAGAAACAGAAGUAAAGUCUCAGAGUUCCUCUGAUCCCACCCUCACAAAUGGUUUGUCUGAGAAACCAUUAAAUGAUGGCAUUUCAAACUGCAGGUCAGCAAAAUCCAUCCGGCGUGAGCUCUCCCCGAACUCAGAGGACGAGAGCCCGUCGACUGUUAAAUUCAUCAAGAUGAGCUGCAAGUAUUUCACUGAUGGCAUGGGAGUGGUGGGAGGCGUGCUGAUCGUGACCCCCAACAACAUCAUGUUUGACCCCCACAAGUCAGACCCCCUGGUGAUCGAGCACGGCUGUGAGGAGUACGGCCUCAUCUGCCCCAUGGAAGAGGUCGUCUCUGUAGCGCUGUACGACGACGUGUCGCGCAUGAAGCUCAAAGACGCCCUUCCAUCAGACCUACCCCAGGAUCUGUGUCCUGUGUACAGGCCUGGUGAGUGGGAGCAGCUCCCGUCAGAGCGGGACUUAAACCCCUUCAGCCGCUACGAAGCUCUGGAACCAAAGCGACCCAUCGUCUUGGACGACAUUGAAUCAACCCUCUCUGAAACUGGGAGUACAGAGGGAGAGCAGACAGAGAAGUCUCCGUCAGAUGAAGGAUUCACAGAGUUGGAGCCUACUGUCAACGGGAGCACUGAAGAAGCAGAGGGAACAACCUCCAGAACAUCCAGCAUCCUCAGCAGGGACCAACAGAAACUCCUAGGACCAAGUUGCCCAGGCAGAGGAGACAAGUCGAUGCUUGAUCAAACUAAAGGGAAGCUGGAUGAUGAAGAAGAUGAAGGUGUAGCUCAGAACAGCUCCAUCGAGGAUGGAGAGUCAAUACAAUCCUCCUCAGAGACUGAGAAACAGGGCUACUCGCGCGAUAAACCUACAAGCCAAGACGUAACCAAAACCAAAGACAUCAAACCUAAAGGGACGGAAGAGCUGCUAAAUGGUGUAGAUGAUAAGAUAAUCAGCGCACCAGUGGACCAAAACAGGAAGUUGAGUCUGAUUGAAGCUGCAGAGGUUCAUGGGAACUCCAGUCCUAAGAGACGAAGCUCGGACAGACGAGCCGAGGAGGACGAACUCAGUGAAGAGGAGAGACGGAAGAAAAACUAUGAAGCAGAAGUGAAGUCAUGGCUGAUGGAGAGGAUGCAGGCUCCAAUAGAAGACAUGCUUUUUUCAUCAGAGGAGAAGAGUAAAAACCCUCCAAUGUUCCUCUGCUUCAAAGUGGGAAAGCCAAUGAGGAAGUCCUUUGCUACCGGCAUGACCUCUAGUCCUGCCCACUCCUUUGGGGGCCGUGGGAAGCAGCCAGAGUACUGGUUCGCUGUGCCACAAGAAAGGGUGGACCAUCUCUAUGCAUUUUUUGUGCAGUGGUCUCCGGAUGUGUAUGGGAAGGAGGCUCGAGAGCAGGGCUUUGUUGUGGUGGAGAAAGAUGAGCUGGACAUGAUCGAUAACUUCUUCAGUGACCCUGCAUCUUGCAGCUGGGAGAUCAUUACCAUUGAUGAGGCUAAGCGCAGGCAGAGUUUUGGCAGCUGUGACGGAGACCUGUCUGUGGAUGCACUGCCCAUACUCAGUGAUACCAGUGACCUGCUGCAGGAUACACACAUUGAGAAGCUUGCCUGUCGCCUGCCAGCCCGUGUGCAGGGUUACCCCUGGAGACUGGCCUACAGCACCGAGAGAAAUGGAACCAGCCUCAAGACUCUGUACAGAAACCUGGCAGAUGUGGACAGCCCUGUUCUGCUGGUCAUCAAAGACAUGGAUAACCAGAUAUUUGGGGCAUUCUCAACUCAUCCCUUCAGAGUGAGCGAGCACUGCUAUGGCACAGGAGAGACGUUCCUCUACAGCUUCUGUCCUGAAAUCAAGGUGUACCGGUGGACGGGGGAGAAUUCUUACUUUGUGAAAGGCAGUACUGAUUCUCUGCAGAUGGGAGGAGGAGGUGGUCAGCUGGGUCUGUGGCUGGAUGCCGAGCUCUACCGGGGCACCACCACCAAAUGCGCCACCUUCAACAACCAGCCACUCUCCGCCCAGCAGGACUUCAGCAUCCACAGUCUUGAGGUCUGGACCUUCGAAUAGCCUGGCCUGCUCUAUACUAGCUACUUCUACAUUCACGCUCCGCUCCACAACCCCAAACCUUCAAACAACCCCAAGUCUAAUACGCACCACUUGGAGGCAAACCUAGCUACCCCACAACGACACUAAAUGCUCUGUGAGAGAGGACAGAAAGCGGCACCUGUGGAGUGUUCAUGCUGACUGAAAACAGAGCGGAAACGUCUGUCCUCUGUAGCCUGUUUUGACGUGGGUUUGACCUGCAGGUAGGUUGGCCAGUUUAUGUCUGCGUCUUCCUUCAAAGGUGGAAGUGUAAGAAAAUGCUGUUGCUCUCAGUUCAUUGGCUGCCUUAGACAUGUGACAACGGCCCCAGCUUUCCCAGCAUGCAGACUGCCUUACCACCACAAGCUUAUGAAGAGAGAGGGACGACGAAGGCUGCUAAUGAGGAAAUCCCAAAAAGAGCUGAUUUUUAAGUGUGUAUGAAAGAAUAAGAUGUCCCAUAAUACUGUAGGUUUGUUGCAGAAAUAAUGGUUGAUGUAAUUUGUAUGUGUGGGAAUGUACAGGGUGAUGCACCGAAGAUGUUUGGACGGCAUAUCUUUUUUUAAAACGCUAUGGACUUUAUACCUGAAGAAAAAAAUACCAGGAAGGAUAUUACAUCCUCUAUCAUUAAAUUACUUUCAAUGCGGGAAACGUAGUGAUUGUUUACAAUGGAAGUGUUGCACUUCCUCUAAAGGCCGUCUUGUCCCUUUAUUUUGAGUUUUAGAUUAACCGAAUGAGAAUGUUCCAUUGCAUUUCCUCAUGAUUUCAUAUAAAGUUUCAUUCCCCCUACAAUCCAAAAUAAGUGACAAAGCCAGGAAAUGUUUGCAAUGACCAAAUAUGUUUCUUUUUAAUUUCAUAUUUGUUGUGAGCUUGUCAUAUUUUAUAAAAUAUUUUAAAUUUUUUAU
This is a messenger RNA of Seriola dumerili (greater amberjack), 3572 nucleotides long. RefSeq names its product nuclear receptor coactivator 7-like (gene ncoa7b). The transcript has 17 exons. NCBI's taxonomy places the organism in Eukaryota, Metazoa, Chordata, Actinopteri, Carangiformes, Carangidae. The record is from RefSeq and is a predicted model, not a curated record. Gene Ontology annotation, cellular component: nucleus. Gene Ontology annotation, biological process: response to oxidative stress; regulation of transcription by RNA polymerase II.